AAUCAGGGCAUUGCUGCUUGAAAUUCGUGUCUGUCAUUUUGCUUUUGCUUUGAUAUCCAAACCACCAUUGAUCAAAUCGGGCGCGACCUGCGACGAGGCCAUGGAACCUGUCGGUCUUACCGUCGGCGUCGUAGGCCUGGCGGGUCUGUUUUCUUCUUGCCUUGAGUGCUUCGAGCUUAUCCAGCGCGGUCGAUAUUUCGGCGCCGACUUCCUUCUUCUCGAGACAAAGUACAGCAACCAGCGCCUGCGACUGUGGACGUGGGGGCGAGCAUGUGGUCUUGUUGAAGGCGACGACCCCGGAGAUCAUGGGUGCCCGACCUGGAGUCACGAAGUGGUUUCAGCCGUGGAAGAGACAUUGGGCCACAUUGCCAGCUUGUUCCAAAAUCAUAGCAAGCUCUCUCAACGGUACGGAUUAAGGGCUGUGGACGCCACUCCCACGGGCAAGGCUCUGUCACCGAGCGCGCUCAUUAGGGGUCUCGUGCCAAGGCUGAGGGCAACAAACCUGGCCAGAUUGACGCAACCCCAGCCCACGUCAGAGGCGGACAAGUCGCCGGGGCUUCCUGCAACAGCUCGAUGGGCAAUUGAGGGUAAGAGCAGGUUCAGCGACCUUGUUCAACAUCUGAAAGACUUUAUCGACGACCUUGAAUCCCUGACCGCACGAUCAGAUAUGGAUGUGCGCAAGCGCCAGAGGAGAUACAUCCAGGAUGAGGUUGAAUCUAUUAUCGAGCCUGCAGACCUUGAGAUGAUCGAAAGGGCCAGGAUGGUAGGGCGGGAUGCUGUUGCCGAUGCCGCUAGUACCCGACUCUAUCGGAUCCAGGAGAACGCGCAAUCCGAGUCUGCACGAGGGCGGCUUCACGAAGAGGGAUGGGUCGAUGUUCAACAGCCCAUUCUGAACACGUCCGAAGAUUCCAUGGCGAAGUAUCAUCAGACCUUUCACAGGGUCACUUGCGAUCUGUGCCCUGCCCGAGUGUUCCUGGACGUGCCCAGUUAUGCCCUAAGCAGCAAACAUGACGAUCAGUGGAUGGUUCUCCGGGACAACGGCUCUUUGCAGGUACCGAAAUCUCUUCAUCUUUCCGGGAAACAGCCGAUCAACGAUCUCGAGUCGUUCCUGAAUAUCGACUCUCCACUUUGGUGGGUUGAGAUCAGAGAAUACGCCUGCUCACACGACCUCCACCAUUUCCGGCGUGUGUCGGCUCAGAAGACGGUGAUCAGGCUCCUGUCACCAGCCCUGGCCACGAAGCUGAAUGAAAGAGUUGAUCGCCCUUUCGAUGAUGCAUGGAUUACUUUCACAUCCGGAAUGGAGCUAUCACCUCCUCAUGCGUGGUACUAUCUUCACCGUACACUUUUCAAAGGUCCGCGUCCUCUUCCGUUCAGCACCACGACGGGGCAAAAAGAACUUUUCGAGGAAGAUGAGGCAGUGGAACGCGACUUUCUGGAUCACAUUGAGAGCUCCAUGGCCGACGAAUACAAGCAGCUUGAUGGUGCGCUGCGACAGAAAAUUUCCAUCAAGUGGGAGCAUUUGCCACUCAUCUUCAGACCUGAUUGUAUCGUGGUGGAGCGGUGUCUAGAUGACGACGACUAUCGUGCUUUCAAACAAGUUGACAUGCCUCGCCUUGUCUGCGAUGCAGAUGGUAGCCAGCAUCUUGAGAUCACGGGCAAAAGACCUAGUGACAACCACUUUUCCGAGGAGACAAGUGUACUUCAUAUUCCACGCCCUGCCGCUGUCACUGAAAAGACACAAGAACUUUACUUUAGCAACUUGCCGAUACUGCCUUUGAACCUUCAGAACGGCUGCGACCUCGGUUAUCUAUCUAACCGUGGUCGGAAGCUUCAGCGCCUUUUCCGCAGCCAAGUCGUGGAGUAUCAAGAGGAUGAGCUUGAUGAUACGCACAAAGGGGUGUAUUUUUUGGACCCCCAAAUGUACAAAAGCGACAGUCAAGCCGGUCACAGGGCAUCAACUGUCAAGUCGCGCAAGGAGACUCUCAUUUCCUAUGGCCACCCUUAUUUCGAUGCCUAUGACGAGGAGAACUACUAUCACGAGGAGGACGACUAUCACGAGGAGGACGACUAUGACGACUACGAAGAAUAUUACGAUGAACAUCCACAAGACUAUGCAUGCUGGCCACAUGUGACAUAUGGCUAUCACCUCACUGAGCACGUUUGGAAAAGGUUGCUAGUCCGCAACAUGAAAGAGCUGGCACCAUAUCCGCAGGAGGUAUGCGAUCGAGUGCUCGGCGAUGUCCCGCGCACACAACUCACGGACCUAUUCAACCGCCGCCAGGAUGCCCCUGGAAAUGAAAAGAGCGCGGGUGGUCCACCGCGGGACAAAACCAUCGUUGCUUUUGGCUCGCCGGGGAGAGCAGACGCUGCCCGCAUUAUCUCUAGGAUGGUGAACAGACCGCUUUACCACUUUGGGCUACUGAGCUACAGCAAGCAGGAUCUGAGGCCUGCACUUCAGAGUCUGAAGAGGCUUGCUACACGGUGGAGUUGUAUCGUUCAUUUUCAGGAAAUUGGCCCAAUGCUGCAGUAUUUGCCGUCACCGGACAUGGCCUGGGUUUAUCCAUCUUUCAUCGACUUUCUCGACUCGUUUGAGGGACCAAUUAUUCUAUCCUUCGAUAACAUCCCAGAUGGCAAGGUCAAUCCGGACAUGGAAAUUCGAAUCCGGCGAUGGUUUCGUUUUCAAACGACAAUGUUGAAGGCCCGGAUGCUGAUGACGGAACAGAGCUCGGUAUCUGAAGACAAAGAAGACGGGUGUGAUGCUCCCGUUCGACACAAUGAAUGAUGAUGAUCAAUAUGAAAAGAGGCCCCAUGCUUGGAGAUGGCCAUGAUGUUGCACAUUUCGGAGGGGAACCGUGGAUGCGACAGCCAAAGUCAGGAAUGGCUGGCAGUCCGGACCUCACAUGGUGGUUUCAUCUCCGCCUAUGCCUGCUGAGCGAGCUGCCCGAGAGAAAAAUUACAGCAUGCUUCUGGGUGAAAGAGUACACUCUGUAUGCUACUCGACCUCUAAAGAGGUUUCCUUGUUCAUUAUACAAUAUGGAAUACAUUUUUCACUGCGUAUCUACG
Molecule: messenger RNA, 3063 nt
Organism: Emericellopsis atlantica
Lineage: Eukaryota; Fungi; Ascomycota; Sordariomycetes; Hypocreales; Bionectriaceae
Product: prion-inhibition and propagation-domain-containing protein
Exons: 3
Coding region: 101-2782 (893 amino acids)
Source: RefSeq, a predicted model, not a curated record